ACACAAUCUAUUUUCAUUUUCGUCUCUCCUUGUCUUUCUAAAUGAAACUUCACGCAGGGGAGCCUCCCUUGGGCGGCAGAAGCCAUGCACAGCCAAAAACAACGAAAAUUGUCCUAAUUAUAAUCUUUGUUACCUUAGUUUUGCUCACUAUCAUCCCUGUAUUUUACCCUUUACUAGGGUAUCCUUUAUACCUGCUAAGAAACUCUUCUUCCAAGCCAUCAUCCACAUAUGAUUCUGAUCAAGAACUCCAGGCUGCUUCAAUAAGGAUAUCGGAAGGUGAGAAUUGUGACAUAUUUUCCGGGGAAUGGGUGCCAAAUCAUGAUGCCCCUUACUACACGAACACGACAUGCUGGGCGAUACAUGAGCAUCAGAAUUGCAUGAAAUAUGGAAGGCCUGAUACAGAGUUCAUGAAAUGGAAGUGGAAACCUGAUGGCUGUGAGCUUCCUGUUUUCAACCCUGCUCAGUUCCUGGAAAUUGUUAGAGACAAGUCCUUAGCAUUUGUUGGAGACUCUGUGGGUAGAAACCAAAUGCAGUCCUUGAUAUGCCUUCUUUCCAGGGUGGAAUACCCUUUAGAUGUUUCAUACACGGCAGAUGAAAAAUUCAAACGAUGGAAAUACACAACUUACAACUUCACCAUUGCUUACCUUUGGACUCCACAUUUGGUUAAAUCGAAAGAAAGAGAGGCCAACGGUCCCACACAGACUGGCCUCUUCAAUCUUUAUCUUGAUGAGUAUGAUGAAGAAUGGACAGCCCAAAUUGAAGAAUUCGACUACCUAAUCAUCUCAGGUGGCCAUUGGUUUUAUCGUCCAUCAGUUUUUUAUGAAAAUCACCAAGUUGUUGGUUGCCACUUUUGUCUCAUACAAAAUGUGACAGACUUGACAAAAUUCUAUGGCUAUAGAAAGGCUUUCAGGACUGCUUUCAGGGCUAUUAAUAGCUUAGAAAAUUUCAAAGGCAUAACAUUUCUUAGAACUUUUGCACCACCACACUUUGAGAAUGGAUUGUGGAACCAAGGUGGAAAUUGUGUGCGAAAAAAGCCAUUUCGAAGCAGUGAGACGGUGUUGGAUGGCGAUAACUUGGAGCUUUACAUGAUUCAAAUAGAGGAAUUCAGGACUGCUGAAAGAGAAGGGAGAAAGAAAGGGAAGAGAUACAGGCUAAUGGACACAACACAAGCAACAUUGUUAAGACCAGAUGGUCAUCCUAGUAGAUAUGGGCAUUGGCCUCAUGAAAAUGUGACUUUGUACAAUGAUUGUGUGCAUUGGUGCUUGCCUGGGCCGAUUGAUACUUGGAAUGAUUUCUUGCUUCAAAUGUUGAAGAUGGAAGGCGUAAGAUCAUAUCAAGAGAGGCUUUAUUCAGUUGACAGGAAAAUGAGAUUCGAAUAAAUUCAGUUCCUUUUUACCUUUUUGUUUCUAAUUAUUUUGUAUUCAAUAUUUUAUUUUUCCUUUUUAUUGUACUCUUAAGUGUUGAUUUUUAUUUUUUUUGUAAAUAAAGCUUUAUGUAAACUCCCCAAUGUGAGAGAGCUCUUGAAAUAAGGCGUAGGCCUAGUCAAAAUAUGUGGUUUGGUGCACAAGCUGAGUGCUGAAGUGAACACGUUUGGACGUUCAAAUGAAUGAAAUCAGUUGGA
This is a messenger RNA of Durio zibethinus, 1621 nucleotides long. RefSeq names its product protein trichome birefringence-like 19. Gene Ontology annotation, molecular function: O-acetyltransferase activity. The record is from RefSeq and is a predicted model, not a curated record. NCBI's taxonomy places the organism in Eukaryota, Viridiplantae, Streptophyta, Magnoliopsida, Malvales, Malvaceae. Gene Ontology annotation, cellular component: Golgi apparatus.